CGCUUCUCGUCCAGUCUCUCGCAAUCUCCCCUAUCGCAUGACGCUCGGAAGCUUGCCUUGAUAAUAGUGUGGAUGUGGGCUUAAUAUCAUCAAUCGCUCUCAACUGACAGGAUGGGUGUUGACCCUCUGUCCCCAAUUGCGCCCGUGCGCCUCAGGGCGCUCCUCCUUCCCAUAGGCAAGAUCAAGCGCUCGCGCUUUUUGAGCUUCGCCGCCCGACUACAAGCUGAAAAUGUAGUCCGACUAGGGGAUAUUAGUCCGGAUGCGCGGCCAAACAGAAACAUGUUCUCACCGCUGGCAUUUCCUACCGGCUUGAUUCUUUAUGACCUUUCCUUCUCGGUCCCCCCGACCUCGCAUCUCGAGCUAUUUCCUUUUGAACUAUAUAGAGAGCCAUUGGUAAUUAUUGCGAUCGCAGAUGGGUCUGAACUCCCCGAAAGCACUGGCGCAGAGCAAAAGCACCCCACUCCUGAGGGGCUAUAUCAAUUAUUGGAAGAGCUUGAUGGAGUGAAGGAGAUAAACCCACGGGCUUUGGUACACCAGCUCUUGGUAUUUGAUCACCAUGGCUUGGACAAGAUUACGAAUGGACCGGAUAAUGUCCUUUGGGUUCCUCCGCCCCAGGUCUCGAAGGCCACGACAAUGAAGACAGUUCUAUGCGAUAUUACUUCUGUUUUACUCUCCGAAUUGGAUGGAUUUGCAAAGACCAUACAAACCAUACCGACAAUCGAGUCACCUAAAGCAUCUUCAUGGGGCCCGCACCGGAACCCAGAACUACGGCCACGGCCAGUGGAUCGACUUCUGAACCGUAUGACUCUGCCCGCACAGUUACCAUCGAGUCCCCACGGUACACGAGAUGGCACCCCAUUGAGCUCCAACGGCAGCUCCCCAGCUCCUAGCGAUCAUGAGACUCCUACAACCUUUGAUGAGAUCACUCGGGCAAUUCACCUAUCCAGUCGUACAAAUUCACGGAGCAGAGCACCUUCAACGGCAUCCCCGAAGGAGCAUAGUCGUGAUCGGAUGUCUGUUAGUGGCAUGAGUGCUACUGACAGAACCAAGAACCGGAUCAAGGGUCGAGCCGGGGUGAUAAUCGGAACUCUUUUCCUGCAGGCGGGAAGGUGGCCCGAUGCCCUCAAGGAACUGACCGAAGCCGUGAAUAACGCUCGAGCAAGCAGCGACUACAUCUGGCAUGCUAAGGCUCUCGAAACGAUUCUUCUUUGUCUACUGAUGUUUGGGUGGGCAGGAAUGGACUUCCAGAUACCAUCAGUCCUGUACCCUGUUGCGGACAAAUCCUCCAAACCUUCCCGCGACUCAACGACUCCUAGUGGCGCUGGGAAUAGGAUAAUCUCUUUGCAUAACCUAGCCAAUCUCCUGCCAGAUCUCUCUAACAACAUCUUAAACCUUUAUACACGCGCUGCAAAUAUCACAGAUGAGCCUCUUCCGCAGUUGGUGUUCUCGGAGACGGUGAUUCGAUUAGCGCGGCUGAUGGUGUCGGCUCGUGUUCGUGAUGGGGCUUUGGAUGACAAUGCUUUGAAGCACAUCGUGAUGAAUGAACAAUUGGUUCCAUUGCUACAGCUGGAGCUUCCUCGAGGAACUGUUUUGCUCCGCAAGUCCGAGAUUGCUAACUUCUUGUACCGGGCUUUGCCGCUUUCCCCUGGUGCGGACCUACCUGCAACUGAUGCCGUUCCCAUCAUUGUUGGCGUUGUUGCUGUUCUUAAUAUCCUUGACCUGCCUAGAAAGAAAGCCUUCAUUUUGCGUGAGCUUCUUUCAGUAAUGGUACCAAGUCUAGUGCAAGCACGCAAAAUUGGUGCCGCGGAGGUAGGCAUUCAUCCUGCUGCUGGGUUGGCAUCUCUCAGCGACACAGCAUUUGAUGUGAAUGCCCUGGACACAGGGUCUGGGAAUAUGGAGUCAAGCGUGCGUCUCCUUCUUGCGACUAUUGGAGAAAUAUACGGUGUCCAACCUUCGUCGUUCUACGAAUGGGAGAAGAGGCAAAGCAAAUCAUCUGGUGUCAGCGGGCAGCAGGAAAGCUCUGGAUAUGAUUCAGUUGCUAGUAUUGCCGAGCGAGCAUUCCGACAUGUAGUUCUCGAUCGUUAUGGUGAUCUGAACUUGAAAAUUGAUGUCUUGAAAGCAUGUAUAAACUGCUGCGAAGCCCUUCCAGAUUUCAAUGGAGUUCUUCGUUUCACGGUUGAGCUUCUACAAACUAUUCGGGGAGAUAUGAUGCUGGGUGAAGCAAUCAGAUCCCCGCCGUAUCUACCGCAAGACGAACAAGUCCGUCUUUUGAACAACAUUAAGCGUACUGUGGGCGCAGGCACCAGACUAGGUGUUUCCGAUCUGGUUGCAGAGUACUGGGAUGACUUCCUAGUACGUGAUGUCCAGUUAUUGUCACUUGCGGAUCCAAAAAAGCCUGUUCGGCGGUCCAAAACUGAACUGGAUGCGGUCACCACAAGUUCGGACAAGGCGAAAAAGGAUCCGUUUUUGUACAACCCCUUCGCCAAGCCUACCAGCAAGGCAUUGGAAAUGCUCACUGUCGCAGAUGAACCUGCGCCGUUCCAAGUAACUCUGCAAAACCCUUACGAAUUUGAGAUCGAGAUUGAACAUUUACGCUUAGAGAGCACCGGAGUGUCGUUUGAUGCUGUGGCAGAGAAUUUUGUCAUCGCUCCCCUUUCUGUGCAGGAUAUCACUGUUUUUGGUGUCGCCCAUGGGGAAGGUAGCCUUCAGAUUACAGGAUGUAUCGUGAAAGUGCGACACUGUCGUACGCGAAGGUUCCCCAUCUUCAAGACAUUUUGGAAACCCGAGCCUGAGGUCAAGUUUAAGCGAACGGGUCUGGGGGCAAAGAAGCCUCUUACAGAGCGCCCGGUUUCCUGGAGCUCAACGACAUCGAAGGAUGGCAAGGUUGAUGUCAAGAAAGGUCCUGAAACAUCAACAUGUGAAGUCAAGGUCAUCGCCAAACAGCCGUCACUUGUGAUCGAAUCUAUGUCUCUAUCGCAGUCUGCGAUGAUGGUCCUUGAAGGUGAAGUCAAAAGCUUCACCAUUACACUUCAAAAUGCCUCUUCGUGCCCCGUGGACUUUGUACUAUUCACCUUCCAAGAUUCAACCACCAGACAGCUACAGUCUGCAUUGAGUAACAGGGAUCUAUUGCCGGUUGAGAUCUACGAGCUGGAGCUCAAAUUAGCAACCAAGCCCGCUUUGCGAUGGCGCCGGCAGGGCGAGGAUCCCAAUGAUUGUUCGAUUGCAGCAGGCCAGAAGGCAACCUUCACCGUUGACGUUCUCGGAAAGCCUGGUUUGCAGGAUACGACAGUCCAGAUCGAUUAUUCCUGCCCCCGGGGUGAAUUGCCGGAUAUAUUCUAUACCCGACAGCUGUUUGUGCCGUUGACAGUCACGGUCAACGCGAGCGUUGAGGUUGCCCGCUGUGACAUUCUUCCGUUUAGUGGUGAUUUCGCCUGGAAGAACAAUAUUGAUUCAUCUGCCGGCAUCGAUUCUAUACAAAAGCCGGAUGCGUUGCUCUCCACCACUGACAACGACCCCUUCUCGCAAGUCCUCGGGCGUCUCGGUAACGGGGCUUAUGGGCCUGAUCACUGUGUCGUAUUGCUUGACCUGCGCAACGCAUGGCCGAGUCCUCUAUCGGUGUGGUUGCGCGUAAGUGAACAAACGAUGGCAAUUCUCCCACCGGAUGCAACAACCGAGGAUGAUCCUGAGGGCAAAUACUCUGUCGACGGGGAGCUCCAACCCGGGCAAGUUUGUCGGUUUGUUCUGGUUUUGCCUCGCAUCUACUUAGAUAACCCACAUGCCUCUAUCCCCGUCGUCAACACCGGCACUCGGAGACAAUUCGUCGUCAGUGCCAACAAACUCUCUUUCGAAGCCGAGGCGGCGUCGCGCGAGGCCUUCUGGUUCCGGGAAGAGCUCCUCAAGAGAGUCCUGGGAGGCUGGAAAGAACAUGCCACCGGCCGCGAGGGAUCCAUCGAUCUCCGAAACGUCCGAUUGAACAACCGUAUGGUCGAAGCCAUGCGUCUCGAAGACGUCGAAAUGCAAUUCUCUCUGACCUCGCCAUCAUCUUCACCCGAGACCUCCGACGCAGUGGAACAAACCGGCCGCUCACGCUUCCGCGUCAAGACAGACGAUCUCCUCACCUUAAAUGUCACCGUCCACAACCGCUCCUCCCGCCCCAUCCACCCUCUCCUCCGUCUCCAACCCAGUCUCCGCCACCAACCAAACAACAUCGCCCUAGACUUAACCCGUCGUCUCGUGUGGACCGGAAUGCUGCAGCAAGCACUCCCUAUCCUGGCCAGCGGCGAGUCCACCAAUGCCUCCAUUGGUGUUACGGUCCUCUGCCGUGGCGAAUACGAGUUUGGUGCAAGCGUUGAGGAAGCCAGACUCUUACGUCCGUCUCUCGACGAUGAUGGUGAUUCCGCUGCUCGCUACAACGACGAUGGUAUCAUGGAUACCUUUGGUGCGGAUGUUGUGCGACGGCGACGCAUUUGGCAUGCAAAGGAGCUGUGUAUCAUCCAUGCCAGCGACUCAUGA
Messenger RNA from Penicillium crustosum, 4512 nucleotides. RefSeq names its product TRAPPII-specific subunit TRS120. Bases 112 to 4512 code for a protein of 1466 amino acids. The record is from RefSeq and is a predicted model, not a curated record. The transcript is spliced from 4 exons. Lineage: Eukaryota; Fungi; Ascomycota; Eurotiomycetes; Eurotiales; Aspergillaceae. Gene Ontology annotation, cellular component: trans-Golgi network.